This is a messenger RNA of Vanessa atalanta (red admiral), 661 nucleotides long. RefSeq lists its product as uncharacterized. Lineage: Eukaryota; Metazoa; Arthropoda; Insecta; Lepidoptera; Nymphalidae. The record is from RefSeq and is a predicted model, not a curated record. Bases 35 to 661 code for a protein of 208 amino acids. The transcript is spliced from 6 exons.
CAGAGCCUGUAAUUCCGAUACGCCAAGCAUAAAUAUGCAUAUGGGCGUUCCAGGAUUAGUUCAACUACAAGCGCCAAGUUAUUCGCCAAAUGUAAUUCAAUCACAAGGUCCAAUCAUGUCUGGAAUUGAUCCCCGUUAUUUGGCGGCAUUUACAGAUAACAGCAGUGGAUACAUUGCUUCAGAUACUUCAAAGAAACAAACGGAAAUUGAUUUAUUGAAGAACGAAGUACAGUAUCAAGUUAAAACUCGUGGAGAGAAACUAAAAGAGUUAUAUAUAAAUGGCACACGCGUAUAUUCUGGAUCUGUUGAGAACAUUCUAAAAUGGCAUAAGUCGCUACAAGACAUAGGAGUCAUGGUUCUUUAUGAAAUAGUCGGUAAAUGUGUCAGCGUAAGAGCUGGGGAAUCUUGCGCUAAGAACUUGGUCGUGAGAGAUGAUAAUGGCCCAGCUAUUCAAGUAGUCUACUAUGAAAUAGACUUUUUGUUGCCGGAAUUGAAAAUACCUUGUAUGAUAAGGGCGAUAGGACGUAUUAUGCCGGGAACGAGUAGGUUGCAAGCGUUCAAUGUGCGACCCGCCACAGGCGAUGACGUCGCUUCACUGCCACGUCGAGCUGCUGUCGCUUCUCAUCACAUCACGAAGCUUUGCAAAGAAUAUUUUAAUUAA